This is a messenger RNA of Lottia gigantea (owl limpet), 609 nucleotides long. RefSeq lists its product as hypothetical. NCBI's taxonomy places the organism in Eukaryota, Metazoa, Mollusca, Gastropoda, Lottiidae. The coding region runs from base 1 to 609 and encodes 202 amino acids. The record is from RefSeq and is a predicted model, not a curated record. The transcript is spliced from 3 exons.
AUGAAGGAAGUUCAGAAAGGAUCACAUGUAGUUAUAAAAGAAGUUCAGAAAGGAUCACAUGUAGUUAUAAAAGAAGUUCAGAAAGGAUCACAUGUAGUUAUAAAAGAAGUUCAGAAAGGAUCACAUGUAGUUAUAAAAGAAGUUCAGAAAGGAUCACAUGUAGUUAUAAAAGAAGUUCAGAAAGGAUCACAUGUAGUUAUAAAAGAAGUUCAAAAAGGAUCACAUAUGAAAUCUGCUGAACAAGACUAUUGCUUCAGACCAAGAACCUCAACUCCUAUAGAUUUUUGCAUGGAAGAUGAGAUACCUCAUCAUUAUUUAAGUCUUUCUCAAAGUAAUAUUGCUGAAAAUAAAUAUGAAAUUCCUAGGAUGGAAUCAUUACCAGCUUCUCCUAUAAAUAGUAGAAAGAAAUCUGCCUACAUGUCAUCCCAGGCUAGUGAUAAGCCUCACAAUAUGGAAGGAAUAGCAGUAAAAAGAUGUCGUUCUAGAAUCAAGCAAGGUGGUGUCUGUUGUGAACACUGUAAUAGUUGUUUAAUUGAGUUAAAGAGACAAGCUCUCAGGAUUAUGUUUCCAGGCGACUCAGGAUUAAGAAUGAUGGACAAAGAUUCUUGA